Molecule: messenger RNA, 1487 nt
Organism: Juglans microcarpa x Juglans regia
Lineage: Eukaryota; Viridiplantae; Streptophyta; Magnoliopsida; Fagales; Juglandaceae
Product: protein SOMBRERO-like
Exons: 4
Coding region: 344-1321 (325 amino acids)
Biological process (GO): regulation of DNA-templated transcription
Molecular function (GO): DNA binding
Source: RefSeq, a predicted model, not a curated record
UUGUGAGAACAAGAACAACAAACAGUCGGUCAUUCCUGCAAUCCUUUUACUUUUUGAAUUUUAAUAUAUUUUUCCUAUAUUUCUGUGCCCAUGCUCGGCUUUUAGUUCAGUCCGAACGCUUUGCACUGAUCCACACAUCUCUCUCUCUCUCUCUCUCUCUCUCUCUCUCUCUCUCACGUCGUGCCCUUGAAGCCAAAGUACUAUGCAACUCAAAACACCGCUGUCUGCUUAGUGCUUAGUUUUCUGGUGUGGCCGGCCGUUGUGAUCUUUUCUUCCUUUUGUCAUAGAAGGGAUCAAAGCUUUAACAUUACACGGCUGAGGCCUCGUAAUUAAAGAUAAAAAAAUGAUGCCAGGAAGUGGACAAUUGAGUGUUCCUCCAGGCUUCCGAUUCCACCCAACAGAUGAGGAGCUUCUCUACUAUUAUCUAAGGAAGAAGGUCUCAUACGAAGCCAUCGACCUUGAUGUUAUCAGGGAAGUGGAUCUCAACAAACUCGAGCCUUGGGACCUCAAAGAGAAGUGUAGAAUUGGAUCAGGGCCACAGAACGAGUGGUAUUUUUUCAGCCACAAGGACAAGAAAUAUCCAACUGGAACUCGAACAAAUCGGGCAACCACAGCUGGGUUCUGGAAGGCAACGGGGAGGGACAAAGCCAUCCAUCUCAGCAAUGCCAAAAGCAUUGGCAUGAGGAAAACCCUUGUGUUCUACACAGGUCGUGCUCCCCACGGCCAAAAGACUGACUGGAUCAUGCAUGAAUACCGUCUUGAUGAUGACAAUUCCCAGGUUCAGGAAGAUGGCUGGGUUGUCUGCAGAGUUUUCAAGAAGAAGAAUCACUGUCGAGUUUUCCAGCCAGAAAGUGCUCAAGAAGCUGAACAUUUCACUCAAAUGAAGGCAAGUGGUUCUGCCCCAGUACUACUAGAGCCAAAACAAACCCAUCUUCAACCGCUAUAUGACUAUAAAUUUGAUGGACCAAUGCAUCUUCCACAGUUGUUCAGCCCAGAGUCAGCUUUUGCUCAGCCUUCCUUUAUAUCUCCUGCCACUCUGAACACUAUGGACAUCCAGUGUUCUCAAAACUUGUUAAGGCUAACAGCUGGCGGUUGUGCCGGCCUUAUCCAGCAGGAGAGGUUUAAUGGCGACUGGUCAUUCUUGGACAAACUCCUUGCUUCUCAUCAUCAGAGCAUGGAUCAUCAUCAGCACCCUCAAAGCAAAUGCAACCCUUCAUCUCAUCAAGUUCCUGAUCAUGUGGGUAGUUCCUCAAGUACUAGUCAGAAAUUCCCAUUUCAAUACCUUGGUGGUGAGACUGACAUCUUGAAGUUUUCCAAGUAAAACCCUCGUGAGUUUUCUGUUCUAAGCUCAUGUAUGGCAGACAUCUUUAUGAUCUUUGAUGAUCAUUAGCAUAAUCCAGUUGGAUAUUUGGUUGAGAUUCUAUGCCUUCUAGUUUAAAACUUUAUGUACUUCUCAUGAUCAUGGAAAAGUAUGCAAGUUUAAACUG